Messenger RNA from Acyrthosiphon pisum (pea aphid), 2424 nucleotides. RefSeq lists its product as uncharacterized. The coding region runs from base 1 to 2424 and encodes 807 amino acids. Gene Ontology annotation, molecular function: zinc ion binding; nucleic acid binding. The record is from RefSeq and is a predicted model, not a curated record. Lineage: Eukaryota; Metazoa; Arthropoda; Insecta; Hemiptera; Aphididae. The transcript has 7 exons.
AUGAGUCGUUCAAACAUUAACGGUGCAACUACGCGGGCUUCUAGCGGUAGUGGUAAUGGUAACAUUAGCAAAGGGCAAAUUAAUGGCACCAUUUCCGAAUUUAAUUUGAAAGUUGACGACUUCAGUUCGUGGAUUGAACGCUUUGAAUUGUAUGUAUUAUUAAAUGAAAUUAAUUCUCACAAAAAGAAAUUAAUGUUCUUAACACUUUUGGGCAAUGACGGUUAUGUAUUAGUCAGAGAUCUUUGUACUCCAUUUAAGCCAGUAGAUAAAAGUUAUGACACACUAAAAGAAAUGUUAUCUAAUUAUAUUAAUCCUAAACCUAAUGUUCUAACUGAACGUUACAAGUUUAAGGAGAGAAAACAAGGUUCAGAAGAAACUAUAAGUCAAUUUGUGACUGCAUUAAAAAAGCUUUCACAGUAUUGCGAAUUUGGUAAUAAUUUGGAUGAUUCAUUGAGAGAUCAAGUUGUUUACGGUAUCAGGGAUAACAACAUAAAAAAACGUUUAAUGUCUGAACCGGAGUUAACGUUUAGAAAAAGUGUUACACUUUGUUUGUCAAUGGAAGCAGCGAACAAUGAUGUGUCUCAUUGGGAAAAACAGGAAUUGAAUUAUCAGCGAGGAAUGAAGUUUAAGCAAAACAGACAACCAUGGGGACAAGGGAAGUCAAAGAAAGCACACAGAUCAGAUUCAAUGCCAAAUAAUCAAAAGGAUUCAACGAACAAUUCAAGUCAUGGCCGUAAAACUGUUUGUUUUUGUUGUGGUAAAGCAGGUCAUACAAAACCAUUUUGUAAGUAUAAGCAUUUAACAUGUACUAAAUGUUCUAAAGUAGGUCAUUUAAUUAAAGUUUGUAAAGCUAAAAGUAAAGCUGAGACUGUUGAUGUUAAUUUUAUUAAACCAUUUAAUAUUAAGUUAGAUGUAAGUGGAAUUAUUAUUAAUUUUCAAAUUGACACUGGAUCUUCAAUUACAGCUUUGUCUUAUAGUGAUGCAUGUAGAGUGAAUCUUAAAUUGAAAGAUAUUCAAAAAAGUGAUAUAAGUUUAAGAGGUUAUACUGGUACUUUAAUUAUUCCAAUGGGUUAUUUAAAAGUGAGUGUGAAAUUUCAUGGAAAAAUUGAAGUGUUGAAUUUGUAUAUAAUUAAAGAAGGUGGCCCUCCUAUUGUGGGUAGAGAUUGGAUUGAGAAUUUAUCAUUACCUAUUAAAGGGGAAGUUUAUUCACUUUCAUCAAAAACAGAAAUAAAUAUUUUUGAAGAUUUUCCUUCAGUGUUUGGAGAUGUACUUGGAUGUUAUAAACCUAAAGUGUUUAAAUUAUUUUUGAAAGUUGAAAACAUUAAACCUAUUUUCUGUAAGCCUCGUGUGUUACCUUUUGCAUUGAAAGAUAAAUCUUCAGAGUGGGCUACACCAGUCGUGCCUGUUUUAAAAAGUGAUGACAGAUAUCCUAUAUCCAGAGUAGGAGAUUUAAUGGCAAUUUUGCAGGGUGCGUCCAAAUUUUGUGUUCUUGAUUUAUGUCAGGCUUAUCAACAGCUUUCAUUAGAUGAGGAAUCACAAAAGUUAACAACUUUAUCUACACAUAAAAGACUUUUUGUAUUUAAACGUAUACCAUAUGGUAUAGCUUCAGCUCCUGGUAUCUUGCAGCGUGGAAUGGAAAAUAUUCUGAGAAAUAUUGAGGGUACAGUUGCUUUUGAUGAUGGUAUUAUAAUAUCUGGAAAAUCUGAAAAAAAAGUUACUAAAAGACUUAGGGAAGUGUUAGAAAGAUUAUGUUCAGUAGGAUUGACGGUGAGAAAAGAUAAAUAUAAAGAUGGUUUACAUGUUCCUGAGGCUAGAGUUAAAGCUAUUACAUCAGUACCUAUACCUUGUAGUGUUACUCAACUAAAAGCAUUUUUAGGAUUAGUAACUUAUUAUGGUAAGUUUAUUAGAAAUAUGUCAACCAAAGCAAAUCCUUUGUAUAAGUUGCUUAAGAAAGAUAUACCUUUUGUAUGGGGUAAAGACCAAAAUAAAGCAUUCAAUGAAAUUAAAACUUGUGAUGCUAGUCCUACUGGUAUUGGGGCUGUAUUAUCCCAUAAAUUACCAGAUGGUUCAGAAAAGCCUAUUGCUUUUACUUCCCGGACAUUAAAUAAUGCCGAACGUGCUUAUGCACAAAUAGAUAAAGAAGCUCUUGCUAUAGUUUAUUCAGUUAAGUAUUUUCAUCAAUAUGUAUAUGGUCGUGAAUUUAUUCUUAGAACAGAUCAUAAACCUUUGGUAAUUAUUUUUGGUCCUAAAAAAGGUAUUCCUGUCAUGAUAGCAAAUCAGUUACAGCAGUAUGCAAUAUUCUUAUCUGGCUAUAAUUAUGAAAUACAAUUUGUAAAAGGUAUAGAUAAUGGUAAUGCUAAUGCAUUGUCAAGACUUCCUUUAGAUAUCACUAUAUUUGUUAUACAUUUCUUUUACUUGACCUAG